Messenger RNA from Pseudomyrmex gracilis, 2251 nucleotides. RefSeq names its product pescadillo homolog. Gene Ontology annotation, molecular function: RNA binding. NCBI's taxonomy places the organism in Eukaryota, Metazoa, Arthropoda, Insecta, Hymenoptera, Formicidae. The record is from RefSeq and is a predicted model, not a curated record. Gene Ontology annotation, cellular component: nucleolus; PeBoW complex. The transcript is spliced from 8 exons. Gene Ontology annotation, biological process: ribosome biogenesis; maturation of LSU-rRNA from tricistronic rRNA transcript (SSU-rRNA, 5.8S rRNA, LSU-rRNA). Bases 102 to 1925 code for a protein of 607 amino acids.
UCGAGAUUUGUUUCACAAAUCUGGUGGUGACGAAAACACACGUGGAUUCGUGUUUUGUGAUUUUUUAAUAAUUUUGUACGACAAAAUAUAAAGAUAUUACAAUGGUUGUGAGAGGUAAAAAGAAGUACGAGACUGGUGAGGGAGCACAAUUUAUCUCAAGGAGAGCUGCUCUUAGGAAAUUACAGUUAACACUAAAUGAUUUUCGUAAGCUAUGUAUCUUAAAAGGUAUAUAUCCAAGGGAACCACGUAAUCGUAAAAGAGCGCAGAAGGGUGAACCUGGCAUCAAGAUCUUGUAUCAUAAAAAGGAUAUUCAAUUUUUGAUGCACGAACCUAUAAUAUGGAAACUAAGAGAUUACAGGAUAUUCAAUAGAAAAAUUGGUCGAGCAAAGGCGAUGAAAGAUUUUGCCAAAGUAAAGAGAUAUUUGAGCAAUCAUCCUACAUUGACGCUCGAUCACAUUGUCAAAGAACGUUAUCCAACAUUCAUAGAUGCAUUACGUGACUUGGAUGAUUGUUUGACUCUCUGCUUCUUGUUUAGCACAUUUCCGUCAUUGCCGCACAUUCCGCGAGAUCAGUCGUUAUUGUGUAGAAGGCUGACGAUUGAAUUUCUCCACGCUGUUAUUGCAGCAAAAGCGUUGCGCAAAGUAUUUGUAUCCAUUAAAGGAUAUUACUAUCAGGCGGAAAUAAAGGGGCAAACAAUAACGUGGAUAGUUCCACAUCACUUCGGUUUUGAGCCUCAAGCAAAGAACGAGGUCGAUUUUAAAAUAAUGUCUACGUUUGUUGAAUUUUAUAUCGUAAUGCUCGGUUUUGUAAACUUUAGAUUGUAUCACACUUUGAAUUUACAUUAUCCUCCCAAGCUGCCCAGUACUGAAAAUAUCGACAAAAUACUGGUUGACGAAGAAGCGUACGUGUCGGAAAGAAUAAGCGCAUUGAAUAUAUCGUUAAUUAGUUUGGAUCCUUCAGUAUCAACGAUGGAAGAUGAAGUUGAAAUAGAUCAUUUCUCAAACGAAACAGAUCCAACGAAGGCGGAAGCUGCUCGAGUAGAAGCUGAAAAAUUACGAAAACUGAAAAACUUGUUUAAGGGUAUAAAAGUUUUUGUUAACAGAGAAGUUCCGAGAGAACCGUUAGUAUUUAUUAUACGAUGCUUUGGCGGAGAAGUGUCCUGGGACAAGAUGCUUUUUGUUGGCGCCACUUUCGAUGAAAACGACGAAACAAUAACUCAUCAAAUUGUAGAUAGACCGAGCAUGGAUAAGCAAUAUAUAUCGAGAUAUUACGUACAGCCGCAGUGGAUUUUCGAUAGUGUAAACGCGAGAGAAUUAUUACCCAUAGAAACGUACUUAAUGGGUGCUAUACUUCCUCCGCAUUUGUCACCAUUUACAGAAAAUCGAAAAGAUCAAACUUACAUUCCUCCAGAAGAACGCGCUCUCAUGGAUUCUGAUUAUAAGUUGAACUACAACUCAGAGGAAGAAGAAGAAGAAAAUGAUGACGAUAAUAAAGAAGAAAACGCAAAAGAUACCAAAAAUGAAGAAGAAAUGGAAUUUGAGGACGAUCUGAGUUCAGCAAGUGAUGUGGAAUUCGAGGAAGAGGAAGUCGAAGAUGAUGACAGUGACGAGAAAGUUCCUGAGAAAAAGGAGAAAAAAGAUGAUAAAGCACAGACCCGAUUAGAACAGAAGAAGAAGAUGAAAGUACAGACGGGUCAAGAAACAAAGGAAGAUCCAUUGGAGAAGGCUAAACUGGAGAAACAAGAGUACCGCCUUAGGGAAAAAAUGAUCAAGAAAAAGCAUCGAAAAUUGUACAAGAGUAUGAUGAUGGGACGGCAGGAAAGAGCUAAACAGAUCUGGCUCUUGCGCAAGAAGAGACGUAUUCACGACGCAAAUGAAAAGGAAAAGCGAAAGGAGCAACGUAAGGCGAGAAAAAACGUGAAAUAAUGAUUUAUAAAAUACAAGUAUCUUUUAUCCUUUUUCCCCCUUAUUUUCCAUACAAUAAAGAUAAGAAAUGUUAUUUACAAAAUAUAUAUUCCGUCUUUAUACGCAUCAGUAUGCUAUACACGUUUACUCGCAUUAAGUUCAAUUUGUACAGGCGAACGUCAUCUUUUAUUCUCUUUUAUUUAGAUUACAUAUGUAAUGUAAUUAUAUAUAUGUCGGUUUUUUUUUAAAUAACUUAAUUAGAAGUUAUGCGAAAGAUAUGCAGAGCUGUCGAUGAGAUUGCUGUUCAAUCGACGUGUGAAUACAGUUAUGUAUAAUGUCAGACGCCA